This is a messenger RNA of Eucalyptus grandis, 1773 nucleotides long. RefSeq names its product O-acyltransferase WSD1. The record is from RefSeq and is a predicted model, not a curated record. Gene Ontology annotation, molecular function: diacylglycerol O-acyltransferase activity; long-chain-alcohol O-fatty-acyltransferase activity. Gene Ontology annotation, cellular component: plasma membrane. Lineage: Eukaryota; Viridiplantae; Streptophyta; Magnoliopsida; Myrtales; Myrtaceae. The coding region runs from base 79 to 1230 and encodes 383 amino acids. Gene Ontology annotation, biological process: triglyceride biosynthetic process. The transcript has 5 exons.
UAUUAGGUUCUUCCAUAGACUUCUAUAUAGAUUCUCAACCUGUUACGCUUUGGUUGGGAUUAUUGCAAGUCCUGUCCAAUGGAGUUGAUAAAAGAGGAUGAUGGCCUUGAGCCAGUGAGCCCUUCAGGACAGUACCUUAACAGCAAAGUGAUGUCGGUUUCUAUUCUUGGCAUCUUGGAAUUAGAAAUUCCAAUUGAUGACUCCCAAGCUAUGUCGUUUUUCAGAGAUAUCUUCCUCCCAAUAAACCCUCGCUUCUCUUCUAUCAUGGUGACGGGAGAGAAGGGAGCAAGAAAAUGGAAGAAGGUGGGAGUGAAUAUGGAAAACCAUGUACACGUCCCAAGUUUUUCCUCUCCAAAGGGCUCGUCAUCUCCAUCCGAGAAUGACAGUUUCCUAAAAAGUUACAUUUCACAAAUAGCUAUGCAACCAUUUCCACAAGGCCAACCGCUGUGGGAAAUACAUAUUAUCAAGUGUCCAACCAGUGAAGCACAGGAAACCCUAAUUUUCAAGCUUCACCAUGCGCUUGGUGAUGGCUAUUCUCUUGUGGCUGCUCUCUUGUCUUGCCUUCAAAGAGCUGACGAUCCUUCUCUUCCAGUAACUUCUCCCUCAGUCAAAAAGUUCAGCUCAGCCAAUAAAGAUGACAGAAACAUCGGACUUCGGAAGGUGGUUAGCAGAUGUUUUUCCCCGCUUGUCAACACCGUAAGAGAUUUCGGUUGGAGCUUGUUGAAAAGCACUUGUGUCAAGGAUGAUUUGUCGCCAAUUCGGUCCGGUUCGGAGAGCCUCCAGCCAUAUUCAGUGUCGACGAUCACGUUCUCGUUGGAUCAGAUUAAAGAGAUCAAGUCUCGCCUUCGAGUGACCGUCAACGAUGUGAUUUCGGGAGUAAUCUUCUUGGCGACUCGAUUGUACAUGCAAAGAGUGAGCACAAACUCGAACCUGAGCACCAACUCCACAGCAUUGGUGUUGCUAAAUACAAGGAAUUUGCGAGAUUACAAGCCAGUGAGAGAUAUGGUCCGACCUAAUUCGGAGUCACCAUGGGGAAAUCAUUUUGCAUUCUUGCAUGUGCCGAUACCGAAAGUGAAACCAAGCGAUUCUCAGUUCUCUGAUCCUUUGAAGUUUGUCCACAAAACUCAUGAGGUGAUCAAGAGGAAACGAAGCUCCUUCGGUGUAAUCCUCACAGGAAGCUACUUGAGAUCAUGCAGAAAUGCAGAAACGCAGAGUACUUGCAGGCUGUAGCAAAGCACAUCAGCAGGACAGCGAGAAACUCGAGCAUGGGCAUCUCCAACGUUAUAGGGCCAAUCCAUAAAUUGUCUCUGGCUAAUCAUCCUCUUAGAGGCGUGUACUUCACCGUCGCCGGCAUACCUUGGAAUCUCCUCAUAACGAUCUUCAGCUAUGCGGGAAAUCUGAGAGUGGCCGUUGGAGCUGAGCAAGGCUUCAUAGACUCCGAGCUGUACAACCAUUCGCUGCUUGAUGCUUUCGACAUGAUCCUUCGCGACGCAUGUCAGAAGCAGUAGAAGCCAUUCCUAUUUCUAUUAUUCUCAUCGUUCAACGCCUUCUGAUGAAAUCCUAAUUUUCUUUUUCUCCCUUGUUUCUUGCAAUGAAGAUACUGUUAGCAUGGAAGGAUCCAAACAUAUGACGACAGGAAAAUAUUAUUUGAAUAAAUCGAUAUAUCAGGGGGCGUGUUUAGCUUUAAAUUUAGAAUAUGGGAUAUUUCUACAAGGAUCGAAAACACUGUGGACGACGGACAGAGUUGAAAUUUUUCAUUCAUAUUAUCUGGCA